Molecule: messenger RNA, 1739 nt
Organism: Perca fluviatilis (European perch)
Lineage: Eukaryota; Metazoa; Chordata; Actinopteri; Perciformes; Percidae
Gene: ttc33
Product: tetratricopeptide repeat domain 33
Exons: 5
Coding region: 115-939 (274 amino acids)
Molecular function (GO): protein binding
Source: RefSeq, a predicted model, not a curated record
CACUAAAUAUGGCUAGCCGUUAGCUUCCGUUAGCUUGUCUAGUUUUGCCCACGGAUAGCUGUAGACGUCUGUGCGUAUACCUUCUGAGCAUAUUUUACGGUCUUAAAAUAACAAAUGCAAAUGAUGGCUUCAUUUGGCUGGAAGAGGAAAGUUGGUGAGAAGGUUUCAAAGUCUGUGGUGCAGCAGUUUGAGGCUGAGGCAGAAAAGGUUGAAGAUGCUGGACCACGUCAGGAUGAGGAGGUGGACUGGCUGCACGCCAUCAAACGACGGCGGGAGAUCCUGCUGGAGGACUGUGCAGCCAAGAGCAAGAGGCUGAAGGAUGAAGGUGCAAUGCUGGCUGAGCACGGCAGGCACUGGGAGGCCAUUAAGAAGUUGGACGAAGCCAUUCAGCUGACUCCAGACAACCCACUUCUGUAUGAGAUGAAGUCUCAGGUACUGACCAUUUUACAGGAAGUGUUUCCUGCUGUGAAGGCAGCAGAGAUGGCUGUGAAGUUUCGCCCUCUUUGGUGGGAGGGCUGGCAGACUCUGGGCCGUGCCCAGCUCAACCUGGGAGAAGUGGACCUGGCUGUGAGGUCCUUCCAGGUUGCGAUCCACCUGUGCCCAUCAGAGCGCAGCCUGUGGCAGGAAGACCUGGAGUGGGCAUGGAGGUUACAGAAACAGGAUUUAGCAACCAAGGAGAAGACUCGGCAAGAGGAGGAGACCAAGGAACGGAUCCUUAACGCCCCUGAGCUCGAGCAGGACUAUGAUUUUGAGUCUGAUGAGGUGCUGGCCGCCUGCGUGGCCGUUGCCGAGCGACAGACACAAUACGAGGAGCUAAAGAGGAGCGCCGUGGUCAUAGACGCUGAGGGAAAUGUAAAAAACGUUCUCCCCGGGGAAGAGGGAGCAGAGGACGCAGCCAUACCAUCAAACGAACAGUUUGUCAAAGCAAGGAGACUUUGAAUUGGUUUCAGUAUGAAUUGAUUGUCCCGGGUCACAUUUUUUGGGACUGAAUGCUUUUAUUUCUGAAACCACAGCGAGUGUGUGAAGCUAUAGUAUAAAAAAAAAAAACCUAGUCAGAAGCAAACACGAGAACUUUGAGUAAAUUGCAACAGAAUGAAAUACAAUUUGAGUUUUGUUGUUUUACAUUUUCCAUCCAUUUAAUGUUUAUUGUGUUAAAUGUGCACGCAAAGUUUGUACAUGUUUUGAAGCUAUAAACUUUAGCAUCUCCUAGUUCUACGGUAUGUGUUUCCUCUGGAUAGCACAAUAAUGCUUUUAGCUAAUAUCUAAUGUACUCUGUGGUUACAUUAGAAUCUACUUUAUGACACUCUGAAACCAGAGAGUUCCACUUGAUGGAGUCUGAAGGUUUCGUAGGUUUUAUUGGGGGGAAAAAAAGAAAAAAGGAUGUGCCUGGUUGAAAUUGGCAGCAUUUUCACUUGUGACUAUUUAUCAAAUUUAGACACAAUUUACAGAAAAUUGUACAAAUAAAGAAGGAAAACAAACGCUCCAGUCGCACUAAUAAUCCUAUAGAUGAAGCAGUGAAAAGCUGCUAACACAUUAAUAAGGAAACACAAUCAGCAUUUGUGUUAAAGCGGUUUGCUUCUAUAGUAGAUUAAAUUGAUUUAUCUAGUUGUAAGGUAGGAGUAUUGACCUUUGAGGUUUCAAUGUGUCUGUGUUUGGUUGUUAGUUAAAAAAAAAAGAGCGUCCAUUCUCAGCAAAUUGUCAAUGAGUGACUAAACAUGAAUUAAAAGGUAUAAAAGGAA